Molecule: messenger RNA, 1292 nt
Organism: Ambispora leptoticha
Lineage: Eukaryota; Fungi; Glomeromycota; Glomeromycetes; Archaeosporales; Ambisporaceae
Source: the annotation of a GenBank genome assembly
AUGACAAAACACGGCUCGUUUCUAAGUCGUUUCCAAAAUCUCGAUGCGUACGCGAAAACACUCGAUGAUUUUCGUGUUCGGACAUAUUAUGGAGCUGCUCUGUUAAGCUUUGAUGUUAUAGACUCGGCGGGGGAAGCGUAUAGCGAUGAUUUAACGCAUGAUAUUUAUAAAACUCGAUUAGACGUUAACGGGAAUCAUAUUGAAAAAGAGAAAGCAAAAGAACUCGGUGAUUCAACGAAGGGCAUUGAAAAAUUUGCACCGAAACAAUUAAGUAACGAUACGACCGCCGAUGGAAACUCAACAGAAAAGGAAUGUGGUAGUUGUUAUGGAGGGGAAGAACCACCCAGUGGAUGUUGUAAUACGUGUGAAGAGGUUCGAGAGGCUUAUAUGAAGAAAGGUUGGUCAUUUGGUACAGCGGAUAAAAUUGAUCAGUGUGUAAAAGAAGGAUGGGUAGAUAAGAUAAAAAAACAAUCAAAAGAAGGGUGUAAUGUUCAUGGAACAUUCAGCGUCAACAAAGUAGCGGGAAAUUUUCAUUUCGCACCAGGGAAAAGCUUUCAACAGAACCACGUACAUAUUCAUGAUUUGCAAGCUUUUCUCGAAGAUUUUUCGAAACAUGAUUUUUCACAUACUAUACAUCAUUUAAGCUAUGGUCCGAUUGUGGAUGGUGUUAUUAAUCCGUUGGAUGGGGUGGUUAGACUUGUUGAAGAGGGAAAUUAUCAAUAUCAAUACUUUCAUAAAGUAGUCGCCACGCAAUUUCAUUACUUGAAUAAAACCAGUGUUUAUACUAAUCAGUAUUCGGUCACUCAAUUCGAACGAAACUUGAGUGAUCAAGACGAAAUGAAAUCUCAUUCAAGCGGGCUACCCGGUGUAUGGUUCUACUAUCAGAUUUCUCCGAUGUUAAUCAUAAAUCGCGAACAACAAAAAAGUUUUACGCAUUUUUUGACGGGUGUGUGUGCUAUUGUCGGUGGGAUAUUUACUGUUGCUGGGAUACUGGACGGGUUUAUAUAUAAUGCAGAGAAAACGUUAAAGAAAAAAAUGGAAUUGGGAAAACACUUGGGACGCACUGUACAACUUGUAAUGGGUCCGGCCGGUUCCGGCAAGUCAACUUAUUGCGCGACUAUGAUGACACAUUGUCAGACUGUUGGGCGAUCUAUACACCUCAUGAACUUGGAUCCGGCUGCUGAGAGGUUCGAGUAUAAGCCUUCUAUCGAUAUUCGCGAUCUAAUUACCUUGGAGGAUGUUAUGGAGGAAUUACAUUUUGGCCCAAAUGGAGGAUUAAUAUACUGUUUAGA